Gregarina niphandrodes is the source of this 282-nucleotide messenger RNA. Its product is annotated as putative apicomplexan small protein. The transcript is spliced from 2 exons. NCBI's taxonomy places the organism in Eukaryota, Apicomplexa, Conoidasida, Eugregarinorida, Gregarinidae. The record is from RefSeq and is a predicted model, not a curated record. The coding region runs from base 1 to 282 and encodes 93 amino acids.
AUGGCCCUGUUCUUAAUGUGUAUUUCAGCGGCAUGUCUGCACCUAUUUUCCCAUCUGUGGAAUGUUGCUCAACGCCCCGAAUUCGUGCAAUGGAAAAUCGGCAAACUUCUCAAAACCUUGUUUCACAUAAACAAAACGUUUGACUUCAAUCUGACUCAUGUCAUGCUGAUGUCUGUAAUUAUUUGCUUGCUGAGUCUUCGACCCGAUUUCGAGCUGAAAGAAUCGCAAGAAGCUCGUAAGAAUAAAAAGAAGGCAGCAACAUCCACCGACAGCCAGAUGUAA